Molecule: messenger RNA, 1570 nt
Organism: Pelagomonas calceolata
Lineage: Eukaryota; Pelagophyceae; Pelagomonadales; Pelagomonadaceae
Source: the annotation of a GenBank genome assembly
CCCCCUAGAUUAGCCCAGGUCCACCCCCGCGUCGUUAUCAUAUCUUCAGUAGUACUUCUUGCUAUUGCGAGCGCGCGCGCGGCCGCGCGCGCGCUACACUGGUCAGAGAUAUGAAGCCAAGUUGAUUUUUUGCCUUGGCCGCGCGCCGCGCGGACGCGCCGGGUCCAAGCUACCCACACGCGGCUCUCUGAAGGCCUCGUCGGCCGCGCCACGCACUCCUCGUUCCCCCGCCCGGUGGAGCUCGCGGUUCGCCCGCCUUCAAUAUCCGGCCGCGGCGAAACCGCCCCAGAGUUCGCCAUCGCCGUCAAGGGUUCGCGUCGCAACUGAAAAUUACCGCUCUCGUCCAAGUUGUCGCUCGAACGCAGGUGCUCGCGACCUGAAGACGAAGAAGACCAAGCGCUCGACCCCCGCCAGCCACAGCGCGUCGCCGCGAAGAAAGCACUGGUCUCCUCGCGCCCCCGCGGUCCGCGCGCGCUCCGCGCCGUCGCCGCGAGCGAGCCCGCGGCGACGCCUUCGCGAACACACACCUCCCACCGGCACGCAGUCGCCGCAAGCACGCUUCCGCGCCGCGGACGCGCCCCAGGGGCUCAUGUUUUGCGACGCAGGCAUCAUGUACAUGCGCGCCGCCCUUCUGGCGCUCGCCCUCGGGCAGGCCUCGGCCCUGCUCAGUUCGCCUCCGAGCGACGACAAGCACGCGUCGGCCCUGACUUCGCCUCCGAACGACGACAAGCACGCGUCGGCCCUGAGUUCGCCUCCGAGCGACGACAAGUUCGCCGUCCUUCGUGGGCUCGACGACGCGCAGGUGAUGGCCGAGGUUGCGCGGCGGAACCUGAACGCGUGCGACGGCGCGCCCCCUCAAGAACAUCGCGCGCUGGCUGAGCUGCACUACUCUUUCAAGUACGAGUGCGAGUGCGACCCGACGCCGGAGCCGACGCCGGCGCCGUCGCCCUCUCCGACGGUCUCUCCCACGAUUACGACUACGACGUCGACGAAGUGCGAGACGCACUUCCACUUUUCUGGCGAACACAAGGACUACCAUGCGUGCCGGAAUUAUUGCGAGCAUAAACAUCCAAUUGGGGACUGGCAGCUCCCGUGCCUCUACGACGAGCACGUGGACCUGGCGCUCGAAGCUGAGAUGAGCGCCUACCCGUGCGGAAUCAUUUUCAAGGCCACAAUUCUCACUCACUAGUCGAUGUACCACACAGAGUCGAGGGAGUUGAAGGGCGUCUGGCUCCCUUUCACUCGAUAUUAUUAUAAUAAGUACUGGUCGUAUCACAAGCACAAGUGGAUUACAAAAACGAAGUGGAAGUGGGAAGGUUGCAAAGAUAUGCACGGACACGCGUACUGCGUGAAAGAAGGAAGCCACGUGCAUGAGUGCGUGCCUAAGGAAAACAGCCACGGGGAAGGCCCACCGUACUUCCGCUGGGAGCCCGGUGAGCCUAACACUUCGGGCGGGUACGUCCGGAAGUCGUUCGCAUCUGGCCACGACUGGGAGCAUAACGGUGGGAUGGCCGACAUCAAGGGCGAUUGUGUGGACUUCGAGUGUGUCUGCCAGAAGAAAUGCCAUUAG